AGUUGGUAAUAAUAGAGGGUCACAACGGGUUUAGUGAUGGCUGUUUCUCCCUCGGUGCGAACUACCGGACCAGGUACGUGGCGUACCUGGGCGGGGAAUACCUUCGAGACAACGGUAGGCUAUUUCACCGAUUCCACGGUGGACUCGACCACAACGGAGCAACCUACUACUACAUAUAUUCAGGAGCUUACAACGACAGAGACUGACGUUACAUGGACUAGUCAUCAAUCGACCGUUGAAUCUACCACUUACGAUGGGUCUGUAACUGACUCGCCUACGCUCUCAUCACAAUACUCAACCACAAAUUCAACGCUUUUAUUUAGCGUUGCGUCGGCAACGCAGACGGUUUUGUAUGACUCUGGGACUACCGUAGAAAUUGUUUCCUCUUCAACAAUGAUGGAUGCCAGUUCAACCAUGGGUACGAUUUGGCUGAAUAAUAACCAUUCCUUCGUGGAUAUUGUUACGGGUGAGCCACCAGUUGAAGACACACUCGCAAGAGAUAUCAUCGUAGGUAUUUUAUUGACAGUUAUUGGAACUAUGACCGUCUUUGGAAACACUUUAGUUAUUCUUGCUAUCUAUCGAGAGAGAUGUUUAAGAACUGUAACCAAUCUCUUCAUUGCAUCUCUUGCGUCGGCUGAUUUCAUCAUUGGAGCAAUAGUGAUACCAUUCGCGAUCUACCAUGAGUUGCGUUUUGGUAAGUGGGUGUUUGGUAAACCUUGGUGCGAUAUGUGGCAUGCAAUUGACAUACUGGCAUGUACUGCAUCUAUAACCAAUCUGUGCGUUAUUGCUGUGGAUCGGUAUUGGGCAAUAACUCGCCCUAUGAGUUACCCAUCUCGAAUGACUAAGAAACUUGGAGUCCUUCUCAUAGCAUCAGUUUGGGUUUGUUCAGCACUGAUUUCCUUCCCCUGCAUAGCAUGGUGGCAUGCUGUAGAACCACCAGACAGACCACAAACAGAUUGUGUCUUUCCAGAAGAUGCGACUUAUUUAAUCAUCUCAUCCUGUAUUUCCUUCUACAUCCCAUCCACUAUGAUGAUUUUUAUGUACGCCCAAGUCUACCGGACUGCUGUUGAACAAGUUAAAGUAAUCCGUAGUGGACAGAGAAAAGUUAGCGUUGGUCCAAAGCAAGGGGCAAUGUCCCUACGGAUACACCGAGGUGGAACAUUGAAUAACAACCACAGUUUAGCAGGUUAUAGCAAUGGUUAUAAUGCUAAGAGUAGUGGAGUAACAGGAGGUGGUCAUCAUCAUUGUGGAGCUAAAGGUGCUGUUAAUAAUGCUAGGAGAUCUUUAUUAGCGGGAAUGAAUCGAGAACAUAAAGCCGCUCGAACUCUUGGUAUCGUUAUGGGAGUCUUUAUCAUGUGUUGGUUACCAUUCUUUAUCGUUAAUGUAAUGGCACCAGUUUGCCCUGAAUGUGUGGUCAAUCCACACAUUACGUUUCCUGUUGUGACAUGGUUGGGGUAUGCUAACAGCGCUCUAAACCCAGCCAUUUAUGCCUUCACCAGUCGAAACUUUAAGCGUGCCUUUAUCAAAAUCAUCUGCGACUGCCUGCCAAAACGGUAUCACCCGGAGAAAUGGGAAAAGAGACGGAGACCUCGCCGUGCAAUGUCAAUGAGUAAUAUGGAACCAGACUCAUCCUACACCACAGUGGAAUAUGGAGAGAAUAUGGUAGUCAGGCCACCUGACCACCGGAAGGUCGACUCGUCUACAUUGAGGUCACCAGACCACCGAAAGGUUGAGUCGUCCACGGUCAGGUCACCAGACCACCGACAGGUCGAUUCGUCGACGGGACCGGCCAGGUCACCAGACCACCGGAAGGUCGAUUCGUCGACGGCCAUUUUGAGCGGCGGCCGACCUAACCUUUACGCGUUACGGCAAACAUAUUUCUAAAAAAGUGACACUAAGUAGGUGUUUUAUUUCACAGUUCAAUGCUUUAUCUAUGACUUAAUGCAAUGUGUCGUGUCGUGAACUUGAGAACGUUGUUUUUUAUAAAAAGUAAAUUAUAAAUAUGGAGAGAAUAUGGUAGUCAAGUCACCUGACAACCGGAAGGUCGACUCGUCUACGAUGAGGUCACCAGACCACCGGAAGGUCGAGUCGUCCACGUUGGGUCACCAGACCACCGAAAGGUCGAUUCGUCGACGGCCAUUUUUAGCGGCGGACGACCUAACCUUUACGCAAUACGGCCAACAUACUUCUAAAAAAAGUUACACUAACUUGUAGGUGUUUUAUUUCGCAGUUCAAUGCUUUAUCUAUGACUUAAUGCAAUGUGUCGUGUCGUGAACUUGAGAACGUUGGUUUUUAUAAAAGAAAUUUAUAAACUAAUGCUUCACCAAAGAAGUCUUUAAAAUAAUUCAUCAUCAUUGUAAUUUUGUUUUGUGUAUAAAGUGAAACAAUCUAGUUGUCCACUUUACAAGGUUUGAAGUUGAGUUGAUAAAAUUACUUCGUCUUGAAGAAGCUGAACUAAAAGUUACUGCAGAACCGAAGGUGUUAACUCACACCUUUGUUGACAUAUUUAUUUAUCUUAUAAACGUGUUGUGUACUUUUUUGGUAGAGUUGCAACACCUAAAAGUAUAUUUUUAACAACUCAUAUUACAUGUCUUACAGACGGCAUUGUCAUGGAUACUGUUUUCAAUGUGUUAAACCCAAAGUCAUUUUCACGGCAUGUCACGUAAUUGCCAGGGGCGGUAGUCUACAUUGUCAAAGCUAGCUGUUAUUGAUUCCUAAAUCGGAUAAGUGAAACAACUAAAAGUGUAGAACAGUUGCAGCUGUACUGCAAUAUGACUGUUUACUUUACCUCAUGCUAGGCCCGUCUAAUUAUAUCUACGGACAAACCAGCCACAAAAUCAAUGUUAACAGUGAUUAGUAAUUAUUGAUGCUGGGUGAGAUAUACUGACGGAAACCCUUCCGUAUUGCCACGUGUUGUCCAACUUGGAGUGAGAAAAGCAGAUGGCUUUUAGCUGGCCCGGUGGGGAAAAUGAAAGAAGGAACAGUUAUAUAGUUUUGUAUUAACUUUGUAUGGUUUAAACAGUAUCAGUGAAUAUGGUAAACAUGGAGCACAUUUCUCUGAGUUAUGUAUCUGUUAAUUUGAAUUUUAAGUGUAAUUCAGUGAGUGGGACGUAAAACUGUUAAAAACAAAAUGCAAUUUUGUGUGCCAGAAAGGUUGUAGGGCGUAUCUAACAUGUUAAUUUUUUGAGACAAGAAUACUUGUAUGUGCGCUAUAUUGUCAAUAAGUUUGUAUAAAUGGCUGAUUGAUUGAUUGAUUGAUUGAUUUGGUGGUCGGUCCGUGGAUCGGUCGAUCAGUCGAAUGAUUGAUUGAUCGCUUGAUUUUUGAUUGAUUGACCGGCCUGUUGGUUGGUCCAUAUAGUCAUCAUGUUUGUGGAGCGAUUUCUUCGCUGGUUGAAGAUGAUUUUGGAUCACAUAGUUUGUUGAUUAUAUUAAUUGAUCACUUUAUUGAUUGUUUUGCAGAUUUUGUUGUAAUUUCGUUCAUGUUCUUUUCAAAGCGUUCACUACGUAACAUUCGCAUACCAUUAAGGCUAUGGAAUCUAAAUUCAGCUCACCGGCUGAGAGGUUCCUUUGCCCGAAGGACCGGCUGAGAGGUUCCGAUGCCCGAAGGAAUAAUUGUUAACUUGAUUUAUUUAGUCGAUGGUUGCUACUUUGGUUUCAAUUUAGAUUUGUUGGAUUGCACGACUACAACAAUCAACAAAAGUAUAGCAAAGCAAUAUACACUUAGCUCUUACUUUAUUGUCUUUGAAUAAAGUCCAAGGGAUGUUUAAAGCAAUGUAUAUACAUCUGGUCUUUGCUACCGUUCGAUUGUUUGAAUCCAAACGAAAUGUUUUUUUUUCUUCAAAAGGUGGUCGCGUUUUUGAGAUAUCGCCGAAAUUCAAGAGCGAAAUGUACAAAGAAUAAUCUCUAACAAGAAUAGACAAUCUGAGAAGCGUUUCUGCAGUAACGCUUUACGGAUUUAAUGUUUUGGGCAUAAUUUACAUAACCACAUUACUUCUAAGUGAAAUGUUUCUCAAAAUAGCUUUCGGCAGUUGAUGUCGGGUUCUAACCAACAGUUUGUAUUGCCAUUCAAUUUAAGAGUGAUUACCAAACGUAUACCUUCCCUUUAAAUCUUCCCUCGUACUGGACUCAAAUCAGUUCCAAUAAAUCAAACUCCAAUGUUUGUUUUGCAACAGUCAUUUUCAAUGAGUUUACCAUUUUUAUUGAACUUUUAUAAUGUGUCAUGGCUUUCAUUGUAAUGAUGUGGAAGAUGUAUUUGUAUAAGGUUUACUAUUCUAAUAUUCUAUUGUAUUUUUUCAUGCAUUGAUUUGUGCGAACAGCAGUGAAUGUUGUAUCGAAACUGUAGUAUUUAUUAUAAAAUAUUGUACAAUUUUGACGAUGUAUUUUAACGGAAUAAGAAAGACGCUGUUCUUUUAUAAUCUUAUGAAAUAACAAACCAUGAAUAAGACAACAUGGUGCAACUUAUGGAAACUGGUUACAAAUUAAUUACCAUUCCGUUGUGAAUUAAUAAGCAGGGAAUGUGCUGAAGCAACUGAAACAUACUUUAUUAUUUUAUUAGAAAUACUCAAUAAAUAAAAAUGAUAAAAAUAAAUAAAUCAAUCCUUAUUCUUCAGGGAAUUUAUUGUCAUAUUUGGACAAAGACUGUAUAAUCAUAGGUCAUUAUUAUGUUUUGCGGGCUAUAAUUGUUAUUGUUGACUAAUACUUUCACCUCUAGUUACAAAGACAACAAAUUAGAUCACAAGGUUCCCUUUGAACCCUUCAAGAAGUAGGGCCCUAGUUGGUCGAAGACAGUUUUCAGGUACAGUAACUAAACAACGUCGGAAUAAUUCCUAUUUAUUAUUAACAUUGAAUAUUUUUAAAAUUACUAUGACUUCUUUCUAACUGUCCACUGGCUGGUCCAUUGGUCAUUUAUUUAUGAAUUAUUUUUAGUACUAAUUGUUGAUGUUUGUCAAAGAAUUUAAUAUACCAUGGAGAAAUAAUAUUGUAGAAAAAAAAAAUAUCAACAACUAAACACGAACUCUCCAGAAAGGUGAAUUAAAAAAGUCACAUUAACAAAGUAUUUUUCAAAGAAUGGUUUCUAUAAAUCGCAAAAGGGCUCUCAAAUACUUAUUUUGUCCUGAUAUACAAUUUACAAAAUGACGUCAUUAAGACGAAUGUUUUUCAACAAAAGAAAGUAUAUGAGCCUACAUUUAUAUGCAGUUAUUAACAGUUAAAUACAUCAGUGUCAUUGCUUUAGAUUACAAGUUCCUUAUCAUGUGUGAAGUAUAUUAUGCUUGGUACAUUAAUAUUAAAGCUGCAAAUUAUUCUAUUGUGUCUAACUAACAAUUCUUAACCCUAUUUAAUGUACUAUUUGGUAGCGUUAUUAGCAAGAAGAGUCAAUUGUAUUAUGAAACUAAACUCAUCGUUAGCCUUGCUUCAAGUUGAUCUAUUUUUGUAUGACUGUUUCGUUGUUAUUUGUGAUCAUGUAAUAUUUGUGAUGCCAAAUAAAUUUCCUGAAUAACAUAAUAAGAAAAUUGAA
This is a messenger RNA of Asterias rubens (European starfish), 5515 nucleotides long. Its product is annotated as probable G-protein coupled receptor No9. NCBI's taxonomy places the organism in Eukaryota, Metazoa, Echinodermata, Asteroidea, Forcipulatida, Asteriidae. Gene Ontology annotation, molecular function: G protein-coupled receptor activity. Gene Ontology annotation, biological process: adenylate cyclase-activating adrenergic receptor signaling pathway. Gene Ontology annotation, cellular component: membrane. Bases 37 to 1884 code for a protein of 615 amino acids. The record is from RefSeq and is a predicted model, not a curated record. The transcript has a single exon.